CUAGGUAAGAUCUCCUCUGUUCUUGAAUCCGUGCUUUCUGCUGUUGAUUUGUUAAACAUGUUGAUUGUGAGACUUCCCUCCUAUUACGUGUUCCAAGGCACACCAAUGAACCGAAGUACGAGUGCCAUUCUGAAGAGGCCCCCGUCUCUUGGAUGUCUAAAAAGCAUUGGCUUGAAAUCUUCUCCUGCUUUCAGAGUAUGUGCAAUGGCAACGUACAAGAUUAAGCUGAUUGGACCGAAGGGUGAAGAGAGUGAGUUCGAGGCUCCUGAUGAUUCCUACAUCCUAGACUCCGCGGAGAAUGCAGGAAUCGAGUUGCCUUAUUCUUGCAGGGCAGGGGCCUGCUCGACUUGUGCUGGGCUGAUGGUGUCGGGAUCAGUGGAUCAAUCUGAUGGAUCCUUCCUUGAUGACAAUCAAAUGGAGAAGGGUUAUGUGCUGACUUGCAUCUCAUACCCAACCUCGGACUGUGUGAUCCACACACACAAGGAGGGUGAUCUCUACUAAAAGCCACCGUUUCCAGGUUGGCACUGAGCGACUCUCAAAUCUUGUUGAGAAAUAAUAUGGAUCAGCGAUGAUUUCAUGGUGCUACAAGCUCUGUUGCACCAUUGAUGUUUCAACAUGCCAGUGUUUGUUGCAUCUCUCUCCAUUUGACGUUUUUUGCGUUGGUUUCUUUCCUUCGAGUGUAUUGGAUGUAACAUUUAAAUAAAUGUUCACGUUCACAGAGAGAGAGAGAGAGAGAGAGAGAGAGAGAGAGAGAGAGAGAGAGAGAGAGAGAGAUGAAAUUGGGGCCAUAAUGUAAAAAAAAAAAAAAACCCUUUUUGACAGGGUGGAUCAGUUUCAAAAUA
Molecule: messenger RNA, 842 nt
Organism: Malania oleifera
Lineage: Eukaryota; Viridiplantae; Streptophyta; Magnoliopsida; Santalales; Ximeniaceae
Product: ferredoxin, root R-B2-like
Exons: 2
Coding region: 58-501 (147 amino acids)
Biological process (GO): electron transport chain
Cellular component (GO): plastid
Molecular function (GO): 2 iron, 2 sulfur cluster binding; electron transfer activity
Source: RefSeq, a predicted model, not a curated record